AUCCUACAACCCACGCCGGGCCGCCAGCAGCGGCAGGGCAGGACGAGGCUUCCCGGUUCCCGGGGAUCCCGAACGCCUCCUCCCCGGCCGGCCGUGCCCUGCCCGCGCUCCCGGAGCCGCAGCAUCGCCCGCAGGCAGCGCUGAGCACAGCCCGGCCCCGGUCCCCGGCGCGCAGGCACGGGCAGAGCCCUGGGCUGAAAAGUCAUGACAGCUGAAAAGACUAUUCCUAUAAUUAAUGGCAAGCCAGAAGAUGCUUUGGACCCAGAAGCCUCAAGUACCAACCUCGUCCACAGCAAUGAUAAGAAAGUUCAUGAAAGAGGUCACUGGAACAAUAAGGUUGAAUUUGUGCUUUCUGUGGCAGGGGAGAUUAUUGGGUUGGGAAACGUCUGGAGAUUCCCAUAUCUUUGCUACAAGAAUGGAGGAGGUGCUUUCCUCAUCCCCUACGUGGUCUUUUUUAUUUGCUGUGGAAUACCAGUAUUUUUCUUGGAGACGGCCUUGGGACAGUUUACAAGUGAAGGAGGCAUCACAUGCUGGAGGAAAGUUUGCCCUCUCUUUGAAGGCAUUGGCUAUGCUACCCAGGUUAUAGAGGCACACCUAAAUGUAUAUUACAUCAUCAUUUUAGCAUGGGCUAUCUUCUAUUUGUUCAACUGCUUUACUACAGAGCUUCCCUGGGCUUCCUGUGGCCACGAAUGGAAUACAGAAAACUGUGUGGAAUUUCAAAAACUCAACAUGAGCAACUGCAGUCAAGUCUCUUUACAAAAUGCCACUUCUCCAGUGAUGGAAUUCUGGGAACGAAGGGUGCUGGCAAUUUCUGAUGGGAUUGAGCACAUUGGGAAUCUGCGCUGGGAGCUCGCCCUGUGCCUCCUGGCUGCUUGGACUAUUUGCUAUUUCUGCAUCUGGAAAGGAACCAAAUCCACUGGAAAGGUUGUGUAUGUGACAGCCACGUUCCCCUACAUCAUGCUGAUGAUCCUCCUCAUUCGGGGGGUGACGUUACCCGGCGCUUCCGAGGGCAUCAAGUUCUACCUUUACCCCGACAUCUCCCGGCUCUCCGACCCACAGGUGUGGGUGGAUGCUGGCACACAGAUCUUCUUCUCCUACGCCAUCUGCCUGGGGUGCCUGACAGCCCUGGGGAGUUACAACAACUACAACAACAACUGCUACAGAGACUGCAUCAUGCUCUGCUGCUUGAACAGUGGCACAAGCUUUGUUGCUGGUUUUGCUAUCUUUUCAGUUCUUGGAUUUAUGGCUUAUGAACAAGGCGUGCCCAUUGCAGAAGUUGCAGAAUCAGGACCAGGACUUGCAUUCAUUGCUUACCCUAAAGCUGUCACCAUGAUGCCUCUGUCUCCUCUGUGGGCAGCUCUGUUCUUCAUGAUGCUCAUCUUCCUGGGCUUGGACAGCCAGUUUGUGUGUGUGGAAAGCAUCGUGACAGCUGUGGUGGACAUGUACCCCAAGGUGUUCCGCAGGGGCUACAGGAGGGAGCUGCUCAUCCUCGGCCUCUCCGUCGUGUCCUACUUCCUCGGCCUCAUCAUGUUAACUGAGGGUGGGAUGUAUGUCUUCCAGCUCUUUGACUCCUAUGCAGCCAGUGGGAUGUGCCUGCUCUUUGUGGCCAUAUUUGAGUGUGUCUGCAUAGGCUGGGUGUACGGCAGCAAUCGCUUUUAUGAGAACAUUGAAGACAUGAUUGGGUACAAACCUGUGUCGUUGAUUAAGUGGUGCUGGAUGGUCCUAACUCCAGGUAUUUGUGCAGGAAUCUUCAUCUUCUUCCUGGUGAAAUACAAGCCCCUGAAGUACAACAAUGUGUACAUCUACCCUGACUGGGGCUACGGCAUCGGGUGGAUGAUGGCACUCUCCUCCAUGGUCUGCAUCCCGCUGUGGAUCUGCAUCAAGCUCUGGAAGACAGAAGGCACCUUCAUGGAGAAAUUCAGGAAGUUGAUUACACCUAGCUCAGACCUGAAAAUGCGGGGCAAGCUCGGAGGAGGAGCCUACAUUGCAGCAAUAAAUGACUGCGAUGCCAAACUGAAAGGAGAUGGCACCAUUUCCACCAUCACAGAAAAGGAGACACAUUUCUGAAAGAACUUUUUUUGGUUGUUUUAUUUUUUUUUGUAUAAAGAAAUAAAUAAAUUCACUUAAUUAUA
Messenger RNA from Vidua macroura (Pin-tailed whydah), 2132 nucleotides. It is a transcript of the gene SLC6A11, whose product is annotated as solute carrier family 6 member 11. Lineage: Eukaryota; Metazoa; Chordata; Aves; Passeriformes; Viduidae. Gene Ontology annotation, molecular function: gamma-aminobutyric acid:sodium:chloride symporter activity. Gene Ontology annotation, cellular component: plasma membrane. Gene Ontology annotation, biological process: neurotransmitter transport; sodium ion transmembrane transport. Bases 205 to 2067 code for a protein of 620 amino acids. The transcript is spliced from 15 exons. The record is from RefSeq and is a predicted model, not a curated record.